This is a messenger RNA of Nymphaea colorata (pocket water lily), 707 nucleotides long. Its product is annotated as cysteine proteinase inhibitor 4-like. Bases 57 to 434 code for a protein of 125 amino acids. Gene Ontology annotation, molecular function: cysteine-type endopeptidase inhibitor activity. NCBI's taxonomy places the organism in Eukaryota, Viridiplantae, Streptophyta, Magnoliopsida, Nymphaeales, Nymphaeaceae. The record is from RefSeq and is a predicted model, not a curated record. The transcript has a single exon.
GCCAGCUGUAGCAGAACCAGAGCUGAAGAAGAAGAAGAGUUCUCCGUUUUCCUACAAUGGCGAUUUCGAGCUCAUCGAUGGCUUCCUUCUUCGUGUUCCUCUGCCUCGCCUUGGUCCUCGUUGGCCCUUCUUCCCUCUGCACAGCCCGUUCGUCGGGGUGGGUAGGAGGCAGGACGAAGGUGCCCAACGUCCAAACCAACCUGGAGGUUCAGGAGCUGGGGAGGUUCUCGGUGGAAGAGCACAACCGGAGGGAUGGCGCCGACGUGGUGUUCCUGCGAGUGGUGGAGGCGCAACGGCAGGUGGUGUCGGGGAUCAUGUAUUACCUCCGCAUCGAGGGUGUGGAGGGCGGCGCCACCAGGCAGUUCGACGCCUCGGUGGUGGUCAAGGCCUGGUUGAGGUCCAGGGAACUCGUUUCCUUUGAGCCCGCUGCAUAACCAGAUGCCUCUUGUUCCUUUCUCUUUUUUCCUCCGUUUUCCUUUUGGAGGUGGGAGUUUUCCUGUGAGAGGUAUUUAUGCCAGAGAAGGCAUUAAAUAAUGGAUACGAGGCUUUCCUGAAUGUGUGCAUGGUUUUGAGGUAGCUGUAGUAAGUUACGGCCAUGGACCUCGCGGAAAGACGGAUGAAGAAAAUGGCAGCUAUAAGAUGCUGCUCUGUUGUAUUUACGAGUGUAUGAUCUUAAAUUUUCAUAAGUAAGACGAAAAAACAAAAGU